Molecule: messenger RNA, 1150 nt
Organism: Drosophila persimilis
Lineage: Eukaryota; Metazoa; Arthropoda; Insecta; Diptera; Drosophilidae
Exons: 4
Coding region: 1-1134 (377 amino acids)
Source: RefSeq, a predicted model, not a curated record
AUGAACAAGCAGAAGUCAAAUAAUAGCUCCAAUAACAGUGGAACAUCUUCGGAGACUAGUGAGACUCAAAGUGUUGAAGACCAUCAAACAGUUUUACUAUCUAACAAUCGUAGUUUAUCAUUGAGUAGGGCCAAAAAUAGCUGGAAACGUAUGAAGGAACUGGCUUCAGAAAAGGAAAAGGAAAAUGAAUCUAAACGCCCACCAUGGCGCGCAGUUAGCGUGUCAACGCUUACCAAACCUGACAAGAGUGCAUUGCUGCGUGCUAAAUUACUUGAUGCAUCAAGACGAUUAAGAGCUGGAAAAGCAAAUGUAGGUCUUCAAACGGACUUUGUGCCGACUAAGCUUAUGAAAGAAGCAAGCGUGGAUGCACAAUAUGAUUUAAUUUUGCACAAAGAUAUUGGGAUUCUUACCGAUGGACAAUAUUGUAGGAAGAAGGAUGGCUUUCAGCAGUAUAUUUUGACCUAUUCCAUGUCACAAAUGACCGACAGCAUUGCUACAGUUUCUCGGUAUACACAAACGCUUCUGCCAAAAGCUUAUAAUAAGGACGUCAUUAAUAGUUACUUAAUACAAUGUAACGAAGAUGAAAAUGGUAUUGUUUCAAAUUUGGAGACGGGUUUCGAUGAUACAAUUACUAGAAUACGAAAGUUGUAUUUUGACGAGGAGUCUCAAUUACAAAGACAUGCGGUAGGCGCAAAUCGUGUCGGUCUAAACUUAACACCUACCCUAGCCUCGUGGAAUUUUGAUGAUGAUCCAGUUGAAAUGGAAUCUGAUCAACAUUUUAUACCUUAUACCAUAGACUCGUACAGCCCGUGGCGCAGUUUCGCACCUAUUCCUUUUCAGUUGAGGGGCAAUUCAGUUAUUGGAACUAUGAAAAUUGAUUGGUAUGCACUGCUGCAGUCUAUCGAUGAACUAAUAAAGGAGUCAAACCAUUUAGUAGACAAACUUGAACACAUUAUGCUGGGCAAUAGUUUGCAUCAAAAAACUUUUUUGACUAAUAUAGAUCAAAUUACAAAAUUCAAGUCUAGCAACAUUAAGCCCCCAUCUGAGCAUUGGUUGCCAAUCAUUGAACAACAAGAGAAGCAAUUAAAAGCUAUUUUAAGCACGCCUGAAUCCAGUUAUGCUACCCCCGAAUAAAGAAUAUGUUCUUAAU